CCCGAUGUGCGUGGUGCAUUCUGGGUCCACCCCAAGAUGGCGGCGCCCUUGCGCAAGUGUUGAGAAACAAUCUCACCUGGAGAAGUCUUAUUAAAAUUAACUGCUGUUUCACAGUGUUGAUCCAUCAUCGAGGACAACAGGUAGUGCACGGAAAGAGACCCUCGGAUUAAGGUAUCGAGCUCCUGCCGUGGCUCACGCAGUGUGUGAGGAUGAUGAUGGGCCGCUGCGUCUGACCCAGAACCAAAAGCAGAGCCAGCGCAGAUCCCCCUGCAAAAACGCCUUGACCCAGCGCCUUCAGAUCCUCCACAAGCUGUGGACACUGCCGUUUAAGCUGCUGACGGGAGUGAUCUGUGUUAUCGUCCGUAGACGCGGCGGAUCUCCAGCUCGAGCUUUGGAAAACUCUGCUGACCAGAGAUUCUUUAUGAAAAUGGACGCUGAGCUGCUUAAUUCCCCUGUUGUGGGUCUGGCGGAGGAGGAAGAGGUGGACAUGACUGACUGGAACCUUCCACUGGCCUUCAUGAAGAAACGCCACACAGAGAAGAUUGAGGGAUCCAAAGCUUUGGCUCAGAGCUGGAGAAUGAAAGACAGGAUGAAAACUGUAAGUGUGGCUCUAGUUUUAUGUCUCAAUGUUGGCGUGGACCCCCCUGAUGUAGUCAAGACUUCACCCUGUGCCAGACUAGAGUGCUGGAUAGACCCUCUGUCUAUGAGUCCACAGAAAGCCCUGGAGACGAUAGGGGCCAACCUGCAGAAACAGUAUGAGAACUGGCAGCCCAGGGCCCGCUAUAAGCAGAGUUUGGACCCUACAGUUGAUGAGGUGAAGAAGUUGUGCACUUCACUACGGAGAAAUGCCAAAGAGGAACGUGUUCUCUUUCAUUAUAAUGGCCAUGGGGUGCCUCGACCCACCGUCAAUGGAGAGAUUUGGGUCUUCAAUAAGAACUAUACCCAGUACAUCCCUCUGUCCAUCUAUGACCUACAGACAUGGAUGGGAAGUCCCUCCAUCUUUGUGUAUGACUGCUCUAACGCUGGGAUCAUUGUCAAGUCAUUCAAACAGUUUGCAUUGCAGAGGGAGCAGGAGCUGGAGGUGGCAGCAAUAAACCCAAACCACCCGCUGGCUCAGAUGCCCCUGCCUCCCUCCAUGAAGAACUGCAUUCAGUUGGCCGCCUGUGAGGCCAGUGAGCUCCUGCCCAUGAACCCUGACCUCCCUGCUGACCUCUUCACCUCCUGCCUCACUACACCAAUCAAAAUCGCCUUACGUUGGUUCUGUAUGCAGAAGAGUGCAAAGCUGGUGCCAGGAGUGACCUUGGACUUGAUUGAGAAGAUCCCCGGCAGACUGAAUGACAGAAGGACACCAUUAGGAGAGCUGAACUGGAUUUUCACAGCUAUUACUGACACUAUUGCAUGGAACGUCCUGCCGAGAGAUCUCUUUCAGAAAUUAUUUCGUCAGGAUCUUUUGGUGGCCAGUCUAUUUCGUAAUUUCCUAUUGGCUGAGAGAAUUAUGAGGUCAUAUAACUGUACACCAGUCAGCAGCCCCAGGUUGCCACCUACAUACAUGCACGCUAUGUGGCAAGCAUGGGACCUUGCGGUGGACAUCUGCCUCUCCCAGCUUCCCACCAUCAUCGAGGAGGGCACAGCCUUCAGGCAUAGUCCAUUCUUCGCUGAGCAGCUGACAGCCUUUCAGGUGUGGCUGACAAUGGGUGUGGAGAACAGAAACCCACCGGAGCAGCUGCCUAUUGUCCUGCAGGUCCUCUUGAGUCAGGUACACAGACUGAGAGCACUAGAUUUGCUGGGGAGAUUUCUGGAUCUGGGCCCUUGGGCCGUCAGUUUGGCUCUUUCAGUGGGGAUUUUUCCAUACGUCUUGAAACUGUUGCAGAGUUCAGCGAGAGAGCUCAGGCCUCUUUUGGUCUUCAUCUGGGCAAAGAUCUUAGCUGUAGAUAGUUCAUGCCAAGCUGAUCUUGUAAAAGACAAUGGGCACAAGUACUUCCUGUCGGUGCUGGCUGACCCGUACAUGCCCGCUGAGCAUCGAACUAUGGCUGUCUUUAUCCUCGCUGUCAUUGUCAACAACUACAACACAGGACAGGAGGCAUGUCUGCAGGGUAACCUGAUUGCGAUCUGUCUGGAGCAGCUCAACGACCCUCACCCUCUCCUGAGGCAGUGGGUGGCAAUCUGUCUGGGCAGAAUCUGGCAGAACUUUGAUUCUGCACGCUGGUGUGGAGUUAGAGAUAGUGCCCAUGAGAAGCUCUACAGUCUCCUGUCUGAUCCCAUACCAGAGGUGCGGUGUGCAGCUGUGUUUGCGUUGGGUACGUUUGUGGGGAAUUCUGCUGAGAGAACAGAUCAUUCUACCACCAUUGAUCAUAAUGUUGCCAUGAUGCUAGCACAACUCAUUAAUGAUGGAAGUCCCAUCGUGAGGAAGGAGCUGGUUGUUGCUCUUAGUCACCUAGUGGUGCAGUAUGAGAGUAAUUUCUGUACUGUGGCUCUGCAGUUCAUGGAGGAAGAGAAAAACUAUGCUGUGCCUUCACCUGCAAAUUCCACAGAGACAGGGAACGUUACCCCGGGCAGGGACAGUCCCGCCAUCCCUCGUUUACGAUCAGUGAACUCCUACACAAACCUUAGAGCUGCCACCACCUCUCGAACCCUCAAUAAGAGCCUUCAGAACCUCAACCUCAACGAGGAGGGUGGUCCAGCAGCGUUCUCUCCAGGGAACCUGAGCACCAGUAGCAGUGCCAGCAGUACUCUGGGCAGCCCUGAUAAUGAUGAAUACCUACUCUCCUUUGAAACCAUCGACAAGAUGAGGAGAGUCAGCUCAUACUCUUCCUUAAAUUCUCUUAUUGGAGUGUCUUUUAACAGUGUAUAUACUCAGAUUUGGAGGGUGUUACUGCAUCUAGCAGCUGAUCCAUUUCCAGACGUCUCUGAUCUAGCCAUGAAGGUUCUCAACAGCAUCGCAUACAAGGCCACCAUGAAUGCUCGCACACAGAGGAUUCUGGACUCAGGAUCUCUGACCCAAUCAGCGCCUGCCAGCCCCACCAGCAAAGGAACACUCAUACAUCAAGCAGGUGCUUCCCACAGAUCCAAACGCUCUUCAUCUCCCUCCAGCGGAUCUCCUCCCAUGCCCGGUGCCUCCAGCUCCAGCCUCACCAAUGAAGUGCCCAAACCGCCGGUCCGGGAGGCGCCGCCUGCUCGGCCACCAUACACACCGACUCUGGGUGGUCAGGCUCCCCACUCGCAGCAGUUCCCACGCACCAGAAAGAUGUUUGACAAGGGCCCUGAUCAGGCUGCUGAGGAUGGAGAUGAGACAGCUGCUCACAGGAGCUUCAUCAGUGUGAAUCUGCAGACAGGUCUUUGUGACUGGAGUGCCAAAUAUUUCGCUCAGCCAGUCAUGAAGAUUCCAGAAGAGCAUGAUUUGGAGAGUCAGGUUCGUAAGGAGAGGGAGUGGAGAUUCUUACGUAACGCUCGUGUACGCCGACAAAGCCAACGCAUCACUCAGAAAGGAGUGACAAGGUUAGAUGAUCAGAUCUUCAUUAAUAGAAACCCUGGAGUGCCAUCAGUGGUGAAGUUUCAUCCAUUUAACCCCUGCAUUGCUGUAGCUGACAAAGACUCAAUCUGUUUUUGGGACUGGGAGAAAGGCGAGAGGUUGGAUUAUUUCUACAAUGGGAACCCACGGUACACACAUAUCACAUCCAUGGAGUAUCUUAAUGGGCAUGACUGCUCUCUCCUCCUCACUGCUACUGAUGACGGAGCAUUGCGUAUUUGGAAGAACUUUGCUGACCAGAGAAAUCCAGAGAUGGUCACAGCAUGGCAGGGACUAUCCGACAUGCUGCCCACCACACGAGGUUUGGCCCGACGGGUCUCAAUCUAUCUUGACAGAAGUAAGCAGGGAGGUGCAGGUAUGGUGGUGGACUGGGAGCAGGAGACUGGCCUCUUGAUGACGUCAGGUGACGUUCGAGUCAUACGGAUCUGGGACACAGAAAGAGAAAUGAAAGUGCAGGACAUCCCAACGGGAGCAGACAGCUGUGUGACCAGUCUGUCAUGUGAUCCUCAGCGGUCACUUGUAGCUGCAGGUCUUGGAGACGGAUCUGUUCGGGUGUACGACCGCAGAAUGGGACCUAAUGAAUGUCGUGUGAUGACGUAUAGGGAACACGGUGCUUGGGUGGUGAAGGCACACUUGCAGAAGGAGCCCGAAGGACACAUUAUCAGUGUCAGUGUGAAUGGGGAUGUGCGUUUUUUUGACCCACGGAUGCCAGAAUCAAUCAACAUCUUGCAGACAGUGAAAGGACUGACAGCUUUGGACAUCCAUCCACAGGCAAACCUGUUCGCUUGUGGCUCUAUGAAUCAGUUUAUAGCUGUGUAUAACUCCAAUGGGGAUGUGAUCAGCAACAUUAAAUACUAUGAUGGUUUCAUGGGGCAGAGGAUUGGAGCCAUCAGCUGCCUGGCCUUCCACCCUUACUGGCCUCAUCUGGCCGUGGGCAGUAAUGACUACUACAUGUCCAUCUACUCUGCAGAGAAGAGACUCAGAUAACAUCAUGACCUCUCACCUUUGACCCUUGCUGCCCCAACCCCCCCAAGGGAUGUAAAUUACUUCCUGUACAUAUGCAACAACCAUGAUGAAUGUCUAAAGAAGGCUGCUGAACCCACACAUGAUGACUAUAUUAGUAUCAUUAUUAUUAUUAUCAAGAUAAUUAUCAUUAUGGAUUUAUUGAUUGUACACUUGGCUGUGCAGAGGAGUGUAUAUUAUUAAAAUUGCAUAUAAAGAUCUUAAAACUUUA
Messenger RNA from Rhinichthys klamathensis goyatoka, 4760 nucleotides. It is a transcript of the gene rptor, whose product is annotated as regulatory associated protein of MTOR, complex 1. The transcript has 36 exons. NCBI's taxonomy places the organism in Eukaryota, Metazoa, Chordata, Actinopteri, Cypriniformes, Leuciscidae. Gene Ontology annotation, biological process: positive regulation of protein serine/threonine kinase activity; regulation of autophagy; cellular response to amino acid stimulus. Gene Ontology annotation, cellular component: cytoplasm; TORC1 complex. Gene Ontology annotation, molecular function: protein binding; protein-macromolecule adaptor activity. The record is from RefSeq and is a predicted model, not a curated record. Bases 422 to 4513 code for a protein of 1363 amino acids.